CAAUAUUCUCAUAGUACACACGCAAAAUCAUAAUUUCAACAACUUUGUUCUAAGCUUUUUAGGUCUAAUAUUAAGAUUAUUCAUUUAGAAAUGGAGAGAAAAACAUCUCAAAUUCAACCUCCAACUUAUGGAGAUUUGAUCACUAUUCUUAGCAUCGAUGGAGGUGGUGUUCGAGGAAUUAUUCCAGCUACUAUCCUCAGUUAUCUUGAAUCUCAACUUCAGGAGUUGGAUGGAAAGGAUGCAAGACUUGCAGAUUACUUCGACGUAAUUGCUGGAACGAGCACUGGUGGCCUUGUAACAGCCAUGUUAACAGCUCCAGACGAAAAUAAUCGUCCACUUUAUGCAGCAAAAGAUAUUACACCAUUUUAUUUGGAGCAUUGUCCAAAGAUUUUUCCACAAAAGAACUGUGGUUGGUUUGCUUCAAUUGGGAAGAUGAUGCAAGCAUUAAUAGGACCAAAAUAUGAUGGCAAAUACCUACGUGAGAUCGUCAAGGAGAAAUUGAAAAAUACUCGUCUUAGUAACACUAUCACUAAUGUUGUCAUUCCUACUUUUGAUAUCAAGAAGUUGCAACCAACCAUUUUCUCUAGUUAUGAGACGAAACGAUCAGCAUGUUAUGAUGCAAAAUUGUCCGAUAUUUGUAUUAGUACUUCAGCAGCACCAACUUAUCUUCCAGCUCAUAAUUUCACAGUUGAAGAUAGCAAAGGCAACGUCAGAGAACAUAAUCUCAUUGAUGGUGGCGUUGCUGCAAACAAUCCGGGUUUGGUUGCAAUAGCAGAAGUAAGCAAAGAAAUUUUCAAGAACAACCCGGAUUUCUUCCCAAUAAAACCAACAGAUUAUGGUCGUUUUCUUGUAAUAUCAAUAGGGACAGGAGCUGCAAAAAGUGAACAGAAAUAUAAUUCAUCCUUGGCAGCCAAAUGGGGUAUUGUAGAUUGGUUAUUUCACAAAGGUUCCACACCAUUAAUAGAAGUAUUCUCACAAUCAAGUGCUGAUAUGGUUGAUUACCAUAAUUCUGUUGUUUUCCAAGCUCUUCAUAGUGAAAAGAGUUACCUUCGAAUUCAAGAGGAUGAACUAAAUGGAACAGAAGCCUCAGUGGAUGUGUCUACAAAGGAAAAUUUGGAGAGGCUUGUAGAAAUUGGGAAAAACUUAUUGAAGAAACCACUUUUAAGGGUAAAUUUGGAAACAGGUUUAACAGAACCAAUUCCUAAAGGAGGCACUAAUGAGGAAGCCCUUAAGAGGUUUGCAAUAUCAUUGGUCAAUGAAAAAAGACUUCGUGAGUCAAGGUCUCCACUUACCAAGAAAGUCUCCAAGUAAUUCAAUCAUCAAGAAAAUCCUACAUAUAGAAAUAAUCGAGUUGAAGUAAUAUAUAUUGUCAGUGUAAAUUCCUAGCUGUAUUCUCGAUAAAAUUUUUAAUUUUGGAGGGAAUAUUAGGUAUAGGGGAGUACUUUAUGAAAUUCGAUUUAUUUAUUUGUUGUACUAUAGUAUGUAAUAGUGUAAGAGUGUAUUCAUCUUCAUUCAAUAAUAUAUAUGUAAAUCAUUUGUUUGUAAAAAAUAAUACAAUGAUUAUUGGAUUCAUUUUUACAAAUAAA
This is a messenger RNA of Capsicum annuum, 1586 nucleotides long. Its product is annotated as patatin-like protein 2. Gene Ontology annotation, molecular function: monoacylglycerol lipase activity; glycerophospholipase activity. The transcript is spliced from 7 exons. Bases 91 to 1311 code for a protein of 406 amino acids. Lineage: Eukaryota; Viridiplantae; Streptophyta; Magnoliopsida; Solanales; Solanaceae. The record is from RefSeq and is a predicted model, not a curated record. Gene Ontology annotation, biological process: lipid metabolic process.